Anopheles maculipalpis is the source of this 762-nucleotide messenger RNA. RefSeq names its product tetraspanin-11-like. NCBI's taxonomy places the organism in Eukaryota, Metazoa, Arthropoda, Insecta, Diptera, Culicidae. The record is from RefSeq and is a predicted model, not a curated record. Gene Ontology annotation, cellular component: membrane. The coding region runs from base 61 to 762 and encodes 233 amino acids. The transcript is spliced from 3 exons.
UUUCAUCCAAUAGCUUCUGCAUCAUUUCUAGCAUAGGGAUAGACACAAGAACCUCACACCAUGGGAUCCGGAGGUAGAAUGGACUGCUGCGGGCAGUGCGUAAAGUACAGCAUGUUUGUGGCCAACUUUGUCAUCUUUCUCGGUGGUGCAAUCGUAUUCAGUUUGGGUAUUUGGACGCUGGUGGACAAACACUUCAUUAACGAGCUGCUCGGUACGAACCUAUUCUCCGGCGCCGUUUACGUGUUGAUUGCCACCUCCGCCCUGGUCUGCCUGCUGUCGUUCUUUGGAUGCAUGGGUGCGGCCAAGGAGUACAAGUGUAUGCUGCUGACGUACUUCAUACUGGUGUUCCUGAUCUUCGUGACGAUGCUGAUCGGUGGCAUCCUGGGGUACGUGUUCCGCGAGAAGGUAUCGCAGACGAUGGGCGACGAGAUGCGGUCGUCCAUGAGUUUGUACGGUUCGCGGCGCACCAUCACGACCGCGUGGGACGAAACUCAGCAGCGGCUGAAGUGCUGCGGCGUCAAGAGCUACAGCGAUUGGCGCGGUGACAUCCCACAGUCCUGCUGUCAGCGAACACUCGACGGUUACAAACCGUGCAUCGAGAACCCGAGCCCGGAGAACAUCUACAUCAACGGAUGUCUCGAGAUCACGUCCAGCUACAUCCGGGAUAAUGCGGCCAUCAUCGGUGGUGGUGGAAUCGGCGUAGCGGUACUGCUGAUAUUCGGAAUGAUAUUCUCCUGUUCACUGUUCCGGAUGAUUGAGUAA